Fusarium odoratissimum NRRL 54006 is the source of this 867-nucleotide messenger RNA. RefSeq lists its product as uncharacterized. NCBI's taxonomy places the organism in Eukaryota, Fungi, Ascomycota, Sordariomycetes, Hypocreales, Nectriaceae. The transcript is spliced from 2 exons. Bases 1 to 867 code for a protein of 288 amino acids. The record is from RefSeq and is a predicted model, not a curated record.
AUGAAACUAUUCGCAGCAAUCUUCCUUUUGGUGUUUCCAGCUACAGCUGUCUCGCUGUCCAAGCGUGACUGCAAAUCCUUCGAUCUCAGCGGCACAGGACGCAAUGGAUGGUCCAGGAUGGGCCAGCCAUUUCGGGUAUCAGAAAUCGUAAAAUACACCGCUGAAAGAGCCAAAGAAAACAGCGACGGCAAAGGAAACUGCAAUAUACAGCGCUAUAGAAUGGGAAUCAUCGCCAACGCAACUAUCAACAGCACUGACGGCGCAACCUAUCAUGCACCAGCUCCAGCAAACCUCAACACUUCCAUGACAAACAAAAAGGCCAUCAUCGCAGCUCUCAAAAAGGAUGCAGGGCCACUGGAAAACGUCACUCUGGACAGACUCGUCGUGCUGCCGUUUACUGCCCCUUUCAAUACAACGCCUAACGGGACUUAUGGGUAUUGGACAUUUACGCCUGCAAUGCAGUGCUGGCGAGGAUAUCCGAAAGACUGUGAUGGCGACUUGGAGGAUGAUUUGGACGGUUAUGCGGCUGUGGUGUGCGGCUUUAGGCUUAAGAGCAAUGGGACGGAUGAGAAUGGAACUUUGUAUGAAGGCAACAUUAGUUUCGUGGAGAGGGACGAAAAGGAUGCCAUUAUAAGGUUUGAGACUAGGCCGUGGCCAGAAUUCAACACGGCUCGUGAAAUGGCAAGGGAAUGGGAUGAAGCUGAUGUAGACUCAGGGGCCAUGAGAUAUUAUGUAACAUCAAAGGCAGCCAUCUGGCCAUCUCUUGCUUGUUAUGGUGGUAGGGUUGAAAAGGUUACAUGGGAAAUGUACCGCCAAAUAAACACUCAGACCUGCAGAUCUCAAGAUGAGGGUGAUGAAAACAAGUAA